AUUGUGUGUGUUUUCUGGGAUAUUUAUUGUAAACAAAUACUUGGACAUACAAAUUUCAAUUGAUUUUAGAUUGUAUAAUCUUGUUUGUUGAUUUGAAUUAUCAAAAUGGCGACAUCUGCAUUUUCUAGAAAUUUUGAUUUGGUUAAAUAUUAUUGUUGUACAAUCUGCGAGAAAAAACGGUCUGUAGAAAUAGAUGCAGAAUUUUACUGUAAAAAAUGUUGCAAGUAUUACUGCAAACCAUGUAUUCACUCUCAUAGACAGCAUGGUUGGUGGUUUAAUAAAAAAUCUCCUUAUGGAAAGGAUAAAAUUAUGAAGUGGCCACGUUCUAAGAAAAUGGAGAAUUAUCUCAUAACAUGCAACAUACACAAGAAUGAAACAAUAACAGCAUUGUGCAAUGGCCAUAGUGAGCUGUGCUGCUCCAGAUGUGUUGAGCUUAAUCACAGGGGCCUCAUCCUCACUAGUUCAUGCCCAAAGAACGAUGUUCCCAAACUCCAACACAGCCACUACAUCUCAACAGGACAUGUCGAUGGAGAGGGCUCCCUUCCCAGAAAACCUCACCGAGCUAAUGAACAGUGCCACUGCGCCAAACGUGACCCUUCAGAAAAAAAGGAUUCUGGGCCCUAUAUAACCUUAGUACCAAUCCAAGCUCCCACAGCAGCCAUCCAGCCAGAGCCUUGUGAGCUUAGGGGUAGGGGUCAUGAGGCCCAUGGGCUUGUAACUCUCCCCGGGCUUCUCGAAGUAGCAGUGGAAAAAAAAGUUGGUCUUAUUAGGGGCUGGAGGGGGUCUCCCAUUACAGCAACCGUCACAGAUCAUUGUCUGGUGGCACUCGGCUUCAGACGUCGCCCAAUUAGGGCUUCACGUUCAAUGUAUCCUAGCAACAGCAGCAACAGUCGGCUCAGCCGUCUACAAUGUUUGGACAACAACCUUCUUGCAGCAGUUUAUUACAACGCCCAGCUCAGUUGUGGGUCAACCUGCUCUUUCAAGAGCCCAUUUGGCUCUCAGGGCCGUGGCUGUGACCCUCUUCUCAUCUUGCCCAGCGCCAUGUGUUUCCCUGGUCUACAGCACCGUAUCUAUGGCAACAAAAUUCGCUACAGAAUCCUUGACAUCAACCCAGUACUCCCUUUGGGGUAAAGCAAUGUGCCCCUAGAUACAAACAUCGUCACAGAUCUCUCUCCAAUGGCUUGAAGCUGUACACAUCACCAAACACCGCUUCAUAUUUAGCUACCAGCAGUAUCCAUGCAACAGACCCAGUAUUGCCCAGCAACAGCUACACCAGAAGCAGUAGUCAAGUAAGCCGUCAACCAUGUUUGGGCAGCCUAGGUGCAGUAGUUUGUGGAAACGUCAGCUCAGUUGACCCACACCUCUCAGAGCAAAUCAGUGGGCUUUGAUGUUGCAGCACAACAACUCAAAGAGAUCCAUGCGAGGUCAGCCCUCACAACAGUGCCAUACCAUGACGUCCUCCAACUCGCCCCAGUACUCACCUUGGUGUCAGGGAAAAAUUCAAGGUCACAUGGGCCUUGGUGGCCUUUGCAAGAUUGGCAUGUUGAACUGGAGUGAUGGGACAUCUUCCAUUUCAAUUAAGAUCUUGUUGCAAUUAUUUUCUCUUUAAUAAGUCAAUAUGACAUGCUUGUAUGUUUAUUGUAUCGCUUGAUCAAGACUAGCCGAAAACCAUUUUGCCUAUAAUCACGAAUUGACUUUUUAAAGCACGAAACAUGUACUGUAGAUCUACAGCUCUCGAACGUCUUUUAUCAAUGUAAACAAGCGAGGGAAGAGUGUAAGUUACAACGGUUGAACUCAAUUUGCUUGAUAACGUCUCAUGUCAUUUAGAUGAUUUUUUCACCAUAAUAUUUAAUCCUAUAAUUGCUACAAUUUUUGUUUCGCCUAUAUUGUUUUCACACGACUCAUUGUAUCAGAUAUUCAGCUGUGCAAAAAUCGCUAACAAGAAAACUUUAAAAAAGAUUUAUACAAUGUAUCUUAUUUAAGUUUCGCCCAUAAGAAUAACUUUAGGCUGUUCUGUCAAUCAGAUCGCGACUUUCAUUCAUAAAAUGCCGGAUUAUUACGCAGGUGGAAAAUGUAUCCGCAUGUUUUGUUUAGUUACAUCGCGUGCUUUCGGUGUUUAAGCUCCGCCAAUAAUUAUUGCAGAAUAAUCCAUAGACGAUUUUCUUCUUUGUUUACCGGUAUAUGAAAUUUGGCACGUGCCGUGUUAGAAUAUUAAAUAUUUACACAAUUUCACCAUAUUUUAAUAGCUGUAUACAUGUUCAAAACGCUGAUAAUAGACACAAAAUCUAUGUUGUCAUCAUUUGAAGGAGGAUUGUUUGAAAUGAAUAAAAUUUGAAAGGUUAUUUUUACUUUAAUUGCUAUGGUUUGUUUAAUGAUAUGAGAAGACUAUAAUUAUGUGGAAUACUUUCAAUUUAUUCAUUUAUCAGGAUGAGAUUAUUUGUGAGUAAUGACCAUCCUUAUAAUUGUUAAAAGCUUAUGAGAGAUCACACACUUAUUACUAACAUGCUCAUCGUUAGUGUUGACGAUUGUAUUCGGACACAAUAGUUAAUGAUACUUUGUAUACACUGUGCAGGCUCGUAUAGAAACAAGAUUUUAAUGUGUGUAAAUGAGUGACCGUAUAACUUGACCAAGAUUUUUAAGUCACUAUAGUGUACAGGUAUAUAUAUUUUUACAUUAUGCUAUUGUUUAUAUAUAGCUUAACACAUCCAUAGCCGGUGUAAAUUAUUUAUAAUUUGUGUUUUAUUUCAAUUUGAUGAACACACUUUUUGAUGUUUUACGUGCAUCUUUUUGUUGCAAGACAAUAAAAAUAACCUUGUUUGUGUGAAUGCUCAUAUGUAACUUGUAAGAUUGUAGAGCUAUAUCAAAAUAAAAUAUCUUGAAGACAAAAAUAUAUAAAGUUAUAGAAACACAUUGUUUUAUACGAUACGUUUUACACAUCCAAUAAAAAUCUAAGCAUAUACCGACAAUAUUUUUAAUUAUGUAGGAAAUCAUGUCAAAAAAUAUUAAUAUGUGGAAAUUUGGAAAACAAUUUCAUAUCAAGGGAGAGCAAUGUGAUACGCUUGAAAUUGUCAAUAACUGCAAUUUUAAUUAAUGCUUAUUUGUUAUUUUAGGUUCAAUUGAAUUCUCAAUGCAUGCACUGCACAAUAUGUCACUUCAAGAUAUUCAUGCACUUUAACAAUAAUAUUAUACUUGCUAAUUAUUUUAUACUUGACAUAUAACUGACGCUUUCAUUUACACAUAUCUUAAAGCCAGACUUCCCCAUAAAAUAUGAUUUUUUGUAUUCAAACUGGAAGCAUACAAGUGUACAAAUUAUGAGUAUUGGGCUAUAUUGGUAUGAUUCAUUACUCAUAAAUUCAUUUGUUCGUCCAACACCAACGUGACAUUUUGCUAUGGUAAGGCUCUGUUGUAUAAAGUGAAUUGUAUGAAAAUAGCUCCAAGGCCUUUAUGAAGAACUUGUGUAAAACAUCAUGAUCAUUGGCUUAUCAAUUGAUUGCAUCAUUUUG
Molecule: messenger RNA, 3503 nt
Organism: Dreissena polymorpha
Lineage: Eukaryota; Metazoa; Mollusca; Bivalvia; Myida; Dreissenidae
Exons: 7
Coding region: 106-1131 (341 amino acids)
Source: RefSeq, a predicted model, not a curated record